AUGGCUUCCUCUCUGCGCAAGCGCCUCAUGCAAGACAUAGCAGAGCUGCAGAGCAAACCUUACCCGAACAUCACCCUGCAUGUGCGCGAUGGCGAUAUCACAACAGCAUGUCUAAUCCUGAAUGUAGAGGAGGGAUAUGGACCUAUGCAUCUCACCGUCAUCUUCCCCUCCAACUACCCGUUAUCCCCACCCACAGUUCAGAUGGACUCUGCUGUCAAACAUCCCAAUAUCUACGGCUCCUACAUCUGUGCCUCCAUCCUGAAUACCACGGAAGGAUAUACGCCGGCUUACACUUUGAAGGGAAUCGCCAUUCAACUUCUCAGUUUCUUCAGCAGCGAGAAAAUCGAACAGUCUCAUGAUAGAUACGCUGUUAAUCUCAACAGCUAUCGAAACACGCAGCAGUAUAUCCUAGACACAUGCAUAUGCGAGAAGUGCAACUUUGGCGUCGCGGGAUCGAGGACUGGCAACGUACCGACAUCUCGAAGCAUCGUGCAUUCCUCCGGUACGCCAGGACUAGGUGUUGGAAAAUGGCCACCGCCCCGCGAAUCGACCUUAUUGAAAAAAGAGCGCGCAGGGGGAGAGGGUAAGGUCUCACCGGCAGUUGUUCAAAGCCCAGCGGAAGCUCCAAGGACAAAAGUACCGUCUGGCAUUCAGGAUGCACAGAUUCCCGAGGAGAUUAUUCUCAUGUUCUGCGAGAGUCUCGAGACGGAGGAUCUCAUGGCUUUUGCGGAGGCAUGGGAUCGCGUCGGUGCAGUCAUGACCAAGUACGAUGUGAUCCGCACCCGAGAGCUGCAAUGCUUCUGUCUCAAGAAGGGUUACGGUGCCAGGGACAUCAAGCUCGGCGUUGGAGUUAUGAUCACGCAGAAAGGAAAACUUGGAUUUUUCGAGUCCGAGUUCGACCUUCUCUCGCAAGAGGGCUAUAAAGUCCACCAGAUCCGCUACUCCGUGCAAGGCGUUCCAUUCCAGCACUGGCUUCCCCUUCCAAUUUCGUACGGGCACUGGAGAAAAGUAAAGAGCGAUGUCUCGAUAUCGCUGUCCACUCUCGCGGUGCAAGCGAGGUUGGGAAGUGUUCCACUGGUCCAAGUCAUCUACCACUUCAUGAACGACGUUGUGGUAAAGCUCAACCGGCAAGCCUCAGACACCCCUCCAGAACCCUCCUAUCGCUACCUAGACUCAGCCAAGAGCACCCUAACCCACGCCUCGGAAAAGGCAAUCGAGUCCUACUUCCACCUCUUCCACCUGCUCCUCUGCCUCGCAACCUCGCAACCCGAAAUAAUCAGAGCAGCCAACAAAACCCUCACCGCCUUCAUCGCCGGCCAUACCUCCAAAACAGCCUGUCCGAACCUCGGCCACCUGCUCGUCGCCUCUCUGAUCAGCGAUGUGGAAAUGACGCCCGCGGUCCUAAAGUCCAUCAUCAAAGAGACGAUCACCCGCAACGUAGUCUGGACCCUCGACCCCACCGGCUCCAACAUGCCAGACCUCGCAUACCUAGAACCGUCACCCAUCUCGCGCUACCGCCUACAGCGCACCUUCGCCGCAUCCAAGACCUCGUACCGCCUACUCAUGUUCCUGAACCUGUUCCGCCACGCCGCGGUCGGGACUCCGCGCCUACCGUUACUGCGAAUCCUCGAAGCGGCGUUUGAGCGCCAUGGUGCGCCGCCGAGGGCCUCGGCGCGGAAGCUGGCAGAUGCGAUCAAGCGGAUUCAUGCGGUGGAUAGCUUUCCGGAUUUCUUGGUGUGCAUGGGUGUUGAGAGGCCGAGUGAAGAGUGGUUCACUGGGUUCUUGAGACGGUGCGUCGAGGCGAGUGCGGAGAAGGGCUAUUCGAAGAUGCCGUUUUAUCAGGAGCAGGCGCUUUGGUUGAGGUUGAAGAAGGAGCCCGGGGUCAAGGUGCGGGAGGGGUUGGUUGCUGUGCCUGUUGAGAUGGCUGGGAAGAGCUUCUUUCCGGGGAGAGGUGGACGAGGUCGAGGUCGUGGCCGCGGGCGUGCGUCUUCUUACUACUGA
Molecule: messenger RNA, 2001 nt
Organism: Lachnellula hyalina
Lineage: Eukaryota; Fungi; Ascomycota; Leotiomycetes; Helotiales; Lachnaceae
Gene: ube2wb
Product: putative ubiquitin-conjugating enzyme E2 W-B
Exons: 1
Coding region: 1-2001 (666 amino acids)
Cellular component (GO): endoplasmic reticulum; cytosol
Source: RefSeq, a predicted model, not a curated record